AAAAAAUAUCCCCUUGUAAAAUCCAGUCCCGCCAUGGCCGCAUUCUCUAUUUCUCACUCUCCCUUCACCAGAAUACACCGUAUAAACAAGCUGCCUCCAUUUCCUGUACUCAGACCUUUCCUACAGUUCCGCCCCCUGCAAUUCUUCCACUUCAAUAACCACUCUCGCUUCACAGCUCCUUACAAAUUUCCAAACUCAGUUUUCCCUGUCGAAUCGUCUUCGCAGCUCUCCGACGAUGAAAAUGAAGCAGAUUCCGACGAGGAGGAGGACGAUGACGUGGCGGCGGAGGAGUACGACGUCGUUUCAGGUGAAAUCGGGGAAGAUAGCGAACAGGACGAAGAUGAAGAAAACGACGACGUUUCAGAGGAGAGCGGCGGUAUUGGCGAGAGGAUCGGUGUUGGUGGCCGUGAGUCGAGGUAUGAGGAGUUCAAGUGGCAGAGAGUGGAGAGGAUUAUAAACGAAGUGCGGGAGUUUGGCGAGGAGAUCAUUGAUGUUGAGGAGUUAGCAUCGGUUUACGACUUCAGAAUCGAUAAAUUUCAGCGAUCGUCGAUUCAAGCAUUUUUGAGAGGUUCUUCAGUUGUAGUUUCUGCACCGACUAGCAGUGGCAAAACCUUGAUUGCUGAAGCUGCAGCAGUUGCUACUGUAGCCCGAGGAAAGAGAUUGUUUUACACUACCCCUCUCAAAGCUUUGUCGAAUCAGAAGUUCCGUGAUUUCCGUGAGACAUUCGGUGAUAGUAAUGUUGGGCUUCUUACUGGAGAUUCUGCUGUUAAUAGAGAUGCUCCAGUUUUGAUUAUGACCACAGAGAUUUUGCGCAAUAUGUUGUAUCAAAGUGUCGGGAUGGCUUCCUCUGAAAGUGCACUUUCCCAUGUGGACGUGAUUAUUUUGGAUGAAGUGCAUUACUUGAGUGACAUAUCUCGGGGUACAGUUUGGGAAGAAAUUGUAAUUUAUUCCCCUAAACAAGUGCAACUGAUCUGUUUAUCAGCAACUGUUGCGAACCCAGAUGAGUUGGCAGGCUGGAUUGGUCAGAUUCAUGGAAAAACCGAGUUAGUAACAUCAUCUAAGCGACCAGUUCCAUUGACUUGGCACUUCUCAACAAAGACGGCAAUGUUACCACUUCUUGAUGAGAAGGGCACUGGCAUGAAUAGGAGACUGUCUGUCAACCAGUUUCAGCUUGAUUCAUCAGGAGAAAAUAUGUACAGGGACGAGGGUUCCAGAAGAAGGAAAUCACGAAAAUAUCAGUUCGACGUCCCAGCACGUGCAAAAAAUGACAUGAACUCCACCCGUCGUCCACAGGUCCCUCAAGUUAGAGAUACAUUAUGGCAUCUUGAAGCAAGGGAUAUGCUUCCAGCAGUCUGGUUCAUCUUUAGCAGAAAAGGUUGUGAUGCAGCUGUUCAGUAUCUUGAAGAAAGCAAGCUAUUGAAUGAACUCGAGAUAACCGAAGUGGAGCUCGCCCUGAAAAGGUUUCGUGCUCAAUAUCCUGAUGCUGUGAGGGAAUCCUCUGCAAAAGGGCUUCUUCGAGGUGUCGCUGCACAUCAUGCUGGCUGUCUACCCCUCUGGAAAUCAUUCAUUGAAGAGCUUUUCCAAAAGGGGCUUGUGAAGGUUGUUUUCGCCACAGAAACUCUUGCUGCUGGAAUGAACAUGCCUGCAAGAACAGCUGUUAUUUCAUCUCUGAGCAAAAGGACUGAAAGUGGACGCACUCUUUUAAAUUCCAAUGAACUGCUCCAAAUGGCAGGGCGUGCUGGGCGUAGAGGCAUUGAUGAGAGGGGCCAUGUUGUGCUUGUUCAGACCCCAAAUGAAGGGGCUGAAGAGUGCUGCAAAGUUCUCUUUUCUGGACUUGAACCUCUUGUGUCACAGUUUACAGCUUCAUAUGGGAUGGUGCUUAAUCUACUUGCGGGGGCAAAAGUUACACGUACCUCGCCUGAAACAGAUGAGUCUGAUCCGUCGCGCUCUGGACGGACAUUGGAAGAAGCCAGGAAGUUGGUUGAACAAAGUUUCGGAAAUUACGUCGGGAGUAAUGUUAUGAUUACUGCAAAGGAGGAGCUUGCUAGAAUACAGAACGAGAUACAGUUGCUGGCUUCAGAAAUUACUGAUGAAGCUAUUGACAAGAAGAGUCGGAAGCUGUUGUCACAAUCUGCUUACAAGGAGAUUGCUGAUCUUCAGGAAGAAUUAAGGGCAGAAAAGCGUACUCGGACUGAACUUCGGAGAAAGAUUGAACUCGAGAGAGUUUUUUCUUUGAAGCCUUUACUAGAGGAGCUUGGAAAUGGGCAUUUACCAUUUAUGUGUCUGCAGCAUACUGAUUCGGAUGGUGUUCAACAUCAAAUCCCUGCUGUUUAUCUGGGGAACGUUGACUCUUUGAAGACUUCAAAAGUAAAAAAUAUGGUUAAUGAAUCUGAUUCGUUUGCAGUAAAUAUGGAAAAAAUUUCAAGUGAUGCUAAGUUUGACCAUACUGCUGGACCAUCUUACCACGUGGCUCUCGGUUCAGAUAACUCUUGGUACAUUUUUACAGAGAAGUGGAUCAAAACAGUCUAUAAAACUGGCUUUCCCGACGCUGCCUUGGUAAUUGGUGAUGCUUUGCCUCGUGAAAUAAUGACAACUCUGCUUGAUAAGGUAGAUAUGCAAUGGGAAAAAGUUGCAGAAUCAGAACUCGGUGGUCUUUGGUGCAUGGACGGAUCUCUUGAGACAUGGUCUUGGAGUUUAAAUGUGCCAGUCUUGAGUAGUCUUUCUGAAGAAGAUGAGGCUUUACAGUUCUCGGAAACAUACCAAAAUGCUGUGGAAAGCUACAAGGACCAAAGAAACAAAGUUGCACGUCUGAAGAAAAAGAUAUCACGCACAGAAGGAUUCAGAGAAUAUAAGAAGAUUCUAGACAUUGCAAAGUUCACAGAGGAGAAGAUACGGAGACUGAAAGCCAGAUCACGGCGUUUAGUUACUCGUAUAGAGCAGAUUGAACCAUCAGGCUGGAAGGAGUUUCUGCAGAUCAGUAAUGUCAUACAUGAAAUUAGGGCAUUGGAUAUCAACUCACAAAUUAUAUAUCCACUGGGUGAAACUGCUGCUGCCAUUCGAGGAGAGAACGAACUCUGGUUAGCAAUGGUUCUUCGAAAUAAAGUUCUCCUCGAUUUGAAACCUCCGCAGCUUGCUGCUGUUCUUGGAGGUCUAGUUUCUGAAGGAAUCAAAGUUCGACCAUGGAAAAAUAAUAGCUAUAUAUAUGAAGCUUCGACCACCGUUAUGAAUGUAAUCACCUUGUUGGAUGACCAAAGGAGCUCAUUUUUUGAACUCCAGGAAAAGCACGGGGUGAAGAUACCUUGCUGCUUGGAUAGACAAUUCUCUGGCAUGGUUGAAGCAUGGGCUUCUGGUCUAACUUGGAGAGAGAUUAUGAUGGACUGCGCCAUGGACGAAGGAGAUUUAGCUCGUCUUUUACGACGAACAAUUGAUCUGUUAGCACAGGUGCCUAAGUUGCCUGAUAUUGACCCAGUGCUGAAAAGCAAUGCAGUGAAAGCAUCCAGCGUUAUGGACCGUCCCCCGAUAAGCGAGUUAGUUAGAUGAAAAUUUUGACGGUGACAGAUUAUCUGGUAAAUUAUUUAAUUGAUUCGUAUAAUUUAUCGACACAAAUGAUGUGCUCAGUUGCACGUGAGUCGUGUAAUUUUAGUAAAUUAUUUAAUUGAUUAAAAUAGCAUUUAAACUA
Erythranthe guttata (spotted monkey flower) is the source of this 3679-nucleotide messenger RNA. It is a transcript of the gene EMB25, whose product is annotated as DEAD/DEAH box helicase. The record is from RefSeq and is a predicted model, not a curated record. Lineage: Eukaryota; Viridiplantae; Streptophyta; Magnoliopsida; Lamiales; Phrymaceae. Gene Ontology annotation, cellular component: Ski complex. Gene Ontology annotation, molecular function: ATP binding; nucleic acid binding. Gene Ontology annotation, biological process: nuclear-transcribed mRNA catabolic process, 3'-5' exonucleolytic nonsense-mediated decay.